Messenger RNA from Eptesicus fuscus (big brown bat), 283 nucleotides. RefSeq names its product ferritin light chain-like. Gene Ontology annotation, molecular function: ferrous iron binding; ferric iron binding. The transcript has a single exon. Gene Ontology annotation, biological process: iron ion transport; intracellular iron ion homeostasis. Bases 33 to 281 code for a protein of 82 amino acids. The record is from RefSeq and is a predicted model, not a curated record. Lineage: Eukaryota; Metazoa; Chordata; Mammalia; Chiroptera; Vespertilionidae. Gene Ontology annotation, cellular component: cytoplasm.
UUUCUGCCUUAACUCCUCAUUGCUGAACAACCAUGAGCUCCCAAAUUCGUCAGAAUUAUUCCACCGAGGUGGAGGCUGCCGUCAAUCGCCUGGCCACCCUGCACCUGCGGGCCUCCUACACCUACCUCUCUCUGGGCUACUAUUUCGACCGCGACGAUGUGGCUCUGGAGGGUGUGGGCCACUUCUUCCGCGAGUUGGCGGAGAAGAAGCACGAGGGCACGGAGCAUUUCUUAAAGUUGCAAAACAAGCGAGGCGGCCACAUUCUCUUCCAGGAUGUGUAGAA